AUGCUGCUGCCCUGCUCGGCGCUCGGCCUGGCCCUGAGCCUGCGGCUGGCGCUGGCGCUGGCGGAGCGCGGGCCCCCGGCAGCGGCCCCCCAGGGGGACCUGAUGUUCCUGCUGGACAGCUCAGCCAGCGUGUCCCACUACGAGUUCUCCCGAGUCCGGGAGUUUGUUGGGGAGCUGGCGGCCCUGCUGCCCCUGGGCCCCGGGGCCCUCCGCGCCAGCCUGGUGCACGUGGGCAGCCAGCCGCACACCGAGUUCCCCUUCGGCCGGCACGGCUCGGGCCCCGCCGUCCAGGAGGCUGUCCGAGCUGCGGCCCAGCGCAUGGGCGACACCAACACAGGCCUGGCGCUGGCCUACGCCAAGGAGCAGCUGUUUUCUGAGGCGGCGGGUGCCCGGCCGGGGGUGCCCAAGGUGCUGCUGUGGGUGACAGACGGCGGCUCCAGCGACCCCGUGGGGCCCCUGCAGGAGCUGAAGGACCUGGGCGUCACUGUCUUCAUCGUCAGCACCGGCCGCGGCAACCUCCUGGAGCUGACGGCUGCCGCCUCAGCCCCCGCCGAGAGCCACCUGCGCUUCGUGGAUGUGGACGACCUGGCCCUCAUCGCCCAGGAGCUGCGGGGCGCCGUCCUGGAUGCGGUGCGGCCCCAGCAGCUGCGGGCCUCUGAGGUCACGUCCAGCACCUUUCGCCUGACCUGGCCACCCCUGCUAACCGCUGAUGAGGGCUACUACGUGUUGGAGCUGGUGUCCAGGACAAAGCCGGGGGCCCGACGGCGCCAGCAGCUGCUGGGAAACGCCACGGGGUGGACCUGGGCUGGCCUGGAGCCCGACAUGGACUACGAGGCCGCACUGGUACCCGAGUCCAACGUGCGCCCUAUUGGUCCGCAGCACCUGCGGGUGCGCACACUGCCAGAGGAGGCGCCGGACGACGCCGGGCCCCAGCGCAUCGUCUUCUCCCACGUGCGGCCCCGCAGCCUCCGCGUGAGCUGGGCCCCGGCGCUGGGCCCCGGCGCGGCGCGCGGCUACCACGUGCAGUUUGGGCCACUGCCCGGGGGGCGGUGCGCACGUGAGCCCGUGGCCGCAGUGCCCCGCGGCCGCAACAGCACACGCUGCAGGGGCUGAGCCGGCACCGCCUACCUGGUGACCGUGACGGCGGCCUUCCGUUCCGGCCGCGAGCGCGCCAUGUCCGCCAAGGCCUGCACGCCUGAAGGCCAGCGCGCCCGUGCCCCGCACGCGCCACUGCCACCGAGGGCCCAGGGCCCUGAGCCACGCGCCAAGGGCUCCCGCCUCCCGGACUCUGUGGGAGCAGCGCGGGUCCAGGAACCAGGGUUUCGCCCUGAGGGGCCCGCCCAGCCUUUGCCCUGCGGGGACUCCGCACGACUCGCCAGUCUUGUCCCCCAGGCCGGGGGGCUCCUCGCCCAGCCUGCACCCUCCAGGGCAGAGCCUCCGACCCUGACUCCCCGGCUGGACCCUCCGCUCAGGCUCUGGCACCACUGCCUGCCGCCCCACCCAGGGCGCGAGGGUGGGAUUUAGCGGGAAGAUGGGCGGGGGUGCGGGCUCCAGACCUCCCCUGGGGGAGCCCCGGCUUCGCGUGGCCAGGGCAGCAUCAGCUAGGCCCCCCGGACCAUUCUAGGUGCCCACCGGCCUCUGGGACCCGGGGUGUCGCUAGAAGAUGGAGGGGGGAGGGCGGGGGUGGCUCUGGCCAGGUCCCAGAGGCUUCCUGAGCAGGACAGCGUCUGGAAAAGGGCAGGUAGGCGUGCUGGAGGCAGGAUGUGUGGCCAGCAGCUGGGUGGUAGGCGGGCCUGUUCACUGGGAUGUCCAGCUGGCCUGGGGCAGUGUUUGCCAAGGACAGUGGGCCCUUCCUGCUCAGGACCUCUGGGAUGCAGACGUGUCUCUUAAGAGGAAUGGGAGCGUGUCCCUCCAGAGCCUGGAACCCGGGCCGCGGGGCAACGGCCCGGCCACUGCACCUGCUUGUCUCCAGCCAGCACAUGCAGUGCCCUGCUUCUGGGUGGGUGGUCCAGCAUGCUUCCCGGGGGCUCACCCCAGUAACUGGCAGCACCUCCUGGCACUGCUCACUCUCCUGGGCUGGUCACCAGACAGAACCCGAGGGCCAGCUGCCCCUUGAGCCCCCAGGCGCCAGCCUGAUGCUUGCCUUGCCUCUCCCCACUAACACCCCAACUUCAAAAUGCAGUAAACCGGAUGUAAACCAGCCGGCACCUCCUUUUGUUUCCCUCCCAGUGAGGACAGUGUGGUGGGGCCAUGGGCGCUGCGGCUGCAGGGGCCAGGACUCGGGCCACCCUGUGCCAGCGCCCAACUCCGGGCAGCGCCCUCUGCUGGUGAUGCCAUUCCUGGUUGCAGCCGCGUCUGACCACGCCUUGGGGGCAGAA
Talpa occidentalis (Iberian mole) is the source of this 2378-nucleotide messenger RNA. It is a transcript of the gene VWA1, whose product is annotated as von Willebrand factor A domain containing 1. NCBI's taxonomy places the organism in Eukaryota, Metazoa, Chordata, Mammalia, Eulipotyphla, Talpidae. The record is from RefSeq and is a predicted model, not a curated record. Gene Ontology annotation, molecular function: protein binding.